Prunus dulcis (almond) is the source of this 2229-nucleotide messenger RNA. Its product is annotated as receptor-like protein 3. Lineage: Eukaryota; Viridiplantae; Streptophyta; Magnoliopsida; Rosales; Rosaceae. Gene Ontology annotation, molecular function: receptor serine/threonine kinase binding. The record is from RefSeq and is a predicted model, not a curated record. Bases 1 to 2229 code for a protein of 742 amino acids. The transcript has a single exon.
AUGGCUUGUAGCUUCCUUCUCUUCCUCUUAUUCCCUUACAUUAUAUCCACAAAUAUUCAUGCCUGCAAACAAACUGAACGCACCUCCCUCCUGUCCUUUGCCUCCGCUCUAUCUUCUCCUCCUUUAAAUUGGACAGCCAUGGAUUGCUGUCAUUGGAAGGGCAUCACUUGUAAUCAAGAUGGUUGGGUCAUCCAUUUGCUCUUGCCUUCCAAAGGGCUCAAAGGUGGCAUCUCUCUCACUUCACUUGGAAAUCUCACACAUCUCACCCACUUGAACCUUUCCCACAAUUCACUAUAUGGUUCACUUCAAACUCAGUUCUUCUUGUCUUUAAAUCGACUCAAGAUCCUUGAUUUGAGCUAUAACCUUCUUUCUGAAGAACUACCUCUUUCUCUGCCAUCCAACAAUAUCCGGAUACUGGAUUUGUCUAGCAAUCACUUCUAUGGUGCAAUUCCAUCUUCAUUCUUCCACCAAGCUAGCAACUUGAUUAGUUUCAAUGUCAGCAACAAUACCUUCACAGGGUAUGUCCCAUCCUCAAUUUGUCUCCAUGCUUCUCCCUUCCUUAGGAUAUUGGAUUUUUCCUCCAAUGAAUUCAGUGGCAACCUUGCUCCUGGGCUGGGGGAGUGUUUCGAACUGCAAAUUUUUCAUGCUGGUCAUAAUAACCUCUCAGGGUUACUUCCAGAAGAUAUCUAUAAUGCUACCAAACUUGAAGAAAUUUCAUUACCUCUCAAUUCACUACAUGGAGCUGUUAGUGAUAAAAUUGUCAACCUCACUGACCUUGCCAUACUUGACCUCGACUUUAAUAAUUUUGGCGGCGAGCUUCCGCUCAAAAUGGGGAAGCUGUCCAAGUUGAAGGUUGUGAUCCUUGAUUUCAACAAUUUUGAAGGUGCUUUGCCCUCAUCUUUGAUGAAUUGCACAAACCUUGUAGAAUUGCGUUUGGGAUCCAACAACUUGGAAGGAGAUAUCUCCAAGCUUGAUUUCUCCAGACUUAGUCAACUUACUAAACUUGACCUGUGGUACAAUAACUUCACUGGUACGGUUCCAGUAAGCCUCUACUCAUGCCGGUCCCUAAAAGCCAUUCGAUUGACAAGAAAUCAUCUAGAGGGACAAAUACAAGCUGAGAUUCUUUCAUUGAAAUCCUUGUCCUUCCUCUCGCUUGGUUACAACCGAUUCACCAACCUCACAGGGGCGAUGAAGAUAUUAAUGAGUUGCAAAAGUCUCCACGUACUCUUGCUUACUGGUUCCUUUAAAGGUGAGGGAAUACCAACUGAUGAUGACAUGGUUGAUUUUGAUGGAUUCCACAAUCUUCUGUUUUUGAGUUUGGCUCGUUCUGACCUUAUUGGUCAAAUACCUAUGUGGUUAUCAAAGCUCAAGAAUCUAGAGAUCUUGCAACUAGGUUUUAAUCAAAUUACAGGGCCAAUUCCAAGUUGGUUAGGGACUCUUCCUAGACUGUUUUAUAUAAGCUUGCCCAACAACCGAAUUUCAGGUGAAUUUCCAAAGCAACUUUGUAGACUACCAAGGUUGCUUUAUGAGCCUAUUUCAUCUCAAGCAGAGCAAUAUGAAAUUGAAUUGCCUGUCUACGGCCGCAUCGUAACCACAAGAACCUUUCCAUCCCGGAAAUUGGCUUUUUAUCGAGCAUGGAUAGACGUAGCUAACAAUAACAUUGUUGGAGAUAUACCUACUGAAAUCGACCAAUUGCACCAUCUCCGAGGGUUGGUUCUUAGCUCCAACAACUUCUCCGGCAUCAUUCCAGACGAAAUAUCUUACCUAAAAUAUUUAGAGAUUUUGGACCUCUCCACAAAUCACUUGUCUGGAAUAAUCCCAUCAUCAUUGACAAGCCUUAAUUUCUUGAAAUAUUUUAAUGCCUCAUACAAUAAUCUUGAAGGACCAAUACCAACGGGCACCCAGCUCCAAAGUUUCAACACUUCUGCCUUUGAGGGGAAUCCAAAACUUUGUGGUGCCCCACUUCCAAAAAAGUGUGGACAAAAUAAGAGCAUUGAUGCAGAUAACAAGAACAAUAAAGACGUGGACAAUGAGCUUCAUCACCUUCCGUGGUUUUAUGUUUUUGCUGCGUUGGGGUUCAUAUUGGGAUUUUGGGGAGUCUGUGGUUCUUUAAUUAUUAACAAGACAUGGAGAUAUGCGUAUUUUCAAUUCACAGACAAUCUACAAGAUAGGCUCUAUGUGAUGGUAACAGUGUGCAUCAACAUGAUGAAAAGAAGGCUUAGAAGCUAG